UCUUUCCUUCCGGCUGACGUCGGGUGGGCGUGCAAGGGGGCGAGGACCCGGUGUUCGAAGAGUCUGCGCUCGUCCCGCCUGAGCGGCAGUGACAGUUCGUGCUGACGGUUGUUAUUGUUGUUUACUUGUCAUUGCCCCUUGAUCUGUGGACUAUGGCAUCAGCAAUCUGCACGGGGCACGCCAGUAGGGUGGCUCAGAUGGGACGUGGGGUCAUUCCUUCCGACCUGCGGCGUCCGCCUCGGGUGAGGGCUGCUGAGAGCCGGGUGUCUGCGCGGCCUUCCGAUCUCUCCGUCCGUGUGACACCUGAAAGAGGGUGAGCUCUCACCUAACUAGAAAGCUUGCUUUCUUACUUCCCCAAACUCUGAAGAGGAAGUCCUCUCUUGAACUCGAACACUGAAAUUCUAACCAUUGUAACUAAUUGGGAUGAUGAACAGCCAAAUGAAUGGGAGCAUCUGUGGGCCUGGCAAGUCCAGAAACAAAUAGGUUACUUAUGAGGAUCAUUUACUAUAAUAUCAAGCUAUGAAGAAAAACUCCCAGAGGAACCACCAUUCAAGAGAAUUGAGCUCAGAGGAUGCUGAGAAGGAAAAGAAAGAGAAUCAAAAUAACUUUGUUGAACUGCUGCCUCCAGAAGUUACUUUUAAAAUUUUCAGUCAGCUGGACAUCCGGAGUUUGUGCAGGGCUUCUAUGACCUGCAGGAGCUGGAAUCAAACAAUAAGACACAGCGACUCCCUGUGGAAACCUCAUUGCCUGACUGUGAGAGCUGUGUGCCAAAGAGAGAUAGAUGAUGAUCUAGAGAGUGGUUAUCCCUGGAGGGUAAUACUCCUGAGGAAUUACCAGAAGAGUAAAGUGAAACAUGAAUGGCUAAGUGGCAGAUAUAGCAACAUAUGUUCUCCCAUUAGCCUACCAGAAAAAAUCAUGUACCCAAUGGAUGCGGACACAUGGGGAGAAAUUCUAGAAGCAGAACUGGAAAGAUAAGAAAAACCACACAAAGGUCUCCUGACUUUGAGAGUUUAAAAUGAAAAUGACUCUUAGGUUAUAAAAGAUAUAUCUUUAUCCAUCCAUUUUUUGUUUGCCUUUUUACUAUUUAAUACUUCAAAGAAAACUAAGUAUAAAAUAUUAUAAAAAUAGAACUUUGUUUUUAUUGUGCACUUUAGUUUUAAAAUGUUUCUGGUUUUACUGUAAUGUGGAAAAUCAUGAGAUGUUAUUUAUUAUAAGAAAUACUAUAUUGAUAGGGUGAUUUCAGAAUGUAUUGUUUCAUGUAUUUGUGUUAGUCUGUUGCAGUUCUUUAAUGAUAAGAGUUUGAUUGGUAUUUUCUGCUUCAUGAUUAUUCAGAAAUUCAGGAAACCAUUUGAAGAAACUGACUUAGAGACUUAUUCUUUAGCAGACAUAUCUAGGGUCAGAGAAGAUCCCUAAGUGAAAUUAAUAGCAAUAUGUUUAAAUGUAUAACAAAUUUAUAUUUCAAUCACUUUAAGUUUUCUGUUUCAGUGGAAUCAGAUUGAAUUGUCAAGCAUUAAAAUCCUUUGUAAAUGUGGUUAACGUGUGGUUAGUUUAAAAAUCAGACCAGAGAGCUAAAACUUGUGAAAUUAAGAUUCUCAUUACUGGCCUACAAACCUGGAAUUGCAUUCGGGGGCUGAAAAUAUAUGGAAAGCUUCCAAAACAUAUGUGGAAAAUAUAAGGAGCGCUUCCAAACACGUAACUGCCCUCAGAACCUCCACACUAUUUUUUCUUGGCAAAACUUACCUUCUUUCUGACAGCAUUAUAGCGCCAUCUAGUGUACUCCUUGUAGAUAACCAAGGUAGAGGACUUGAGCUCCUUUUUGUUUUCUCCACACUUAAAAUAUUAUUUUAGAGAAACCUAUAUACUUGAUUUGGUUGGGUUUAUUGCUUUAUAGGAAUCUUUAGCUUUUGUUAUCUUUUUUCUUAAGAGUAGAUGCUAGAGUAUUCACUAUACUAGAUUGUUUAUUCUGAAGCUCUGAUCAGCACCAUGGUGUCUACAAAACCUUUUAGCUAGUGUUGGGUUUUCUUUUUACAGUGGGCUCUGUAACAUGAAAAUAAGAGUCCAGGAAAUAAGUAUUGAAUAGAUCAGAAAAUAUAAGAACGAUGCCUCCAUGCUAAAUAUAUUCCCUUGUUGGAUCAAUUGGUUGUCUCCUACUAGCUUCUUGGAGUUAGAAGGGACCUUGACAAUCAGGCAGUCCAGUCUCUAGGACUAUUCAGGAAUAGUUCUUCCUCUCACCCAUGAGUAACUCUUUUCUUGGCAAAUUCUUUUCAUCCUGACCUGAAAACCGUCCCUAAUUUCCACUGGAUUAAGUGACCUUCUUAAGUUUCCCAUAGUUCUUUGUACAUACUGUUCUCAAAGCUGUCAGACUACAUUAAAAUGUCUGUUUUAUUUGUCUUUCUCCCCCUUUAGACUGUGAGCUUCUUUAUGGCUGGGACCAUUUAUUUAUUUUUUUUCCAGGUUCCCAAACAUGGAAUAUAGUAGCUAUUCCAUAAAGACUUGUUAAAUUAUUUCUAUAUUAUUUAUUUCAAUCCUACCCAGAAUAUAUAAUAAAAACCAUUUACCAUAUGGUUAAUGGACAAGAUUGUAUUGAGAUGCAAUGUUCAACCCAUUAAGAUAAAUGGAAUGCUUAAUAUAAUGCUGGUAUGGGAAGAAUUAUUCUUAUUUUCUUAAAAGCUGUAAGAGAAAAAUAGGAAAGCAGGAAUAUUAUAAUUUUUUGAAUAAACAUUUGAAAAUACCUUAA
This is a messenger RNA of Sus scrofa (pig), 2737 nucleotides long. It is a transcript of the gene FBXO48, whose product is annotated as F-box protein 48. Gene Ontology annotation, cellular component: SCF ubiquitin ligase complex; cytoplasm. Gene Ontology annotation, molecular function: protein binding. Lineage: Eukaryota; Metazoa; Chordata; Mammalia; Artiodactyla; Suidae. Gene Ontology annotation, biological process: SCF-dependent proteasomal ubiquitin-dependent protein catabolic process. The record is from RefSeq and is a predicted model, not a curated record.